This is a messenger RNA of Leptonychotes weddellii (Weddell seal), 12082 nucleotides long. NCBI's taxonomy places the organism in Eukaryota, Metazoa, Chordata, Mammalia, Carnivora, Phocidae. The record is from RefSeq and is a predicted model, not a curated record.
AUGCGCCAGACCAAUGGCCGUGCGGCUGCACGCUGUGCCCAGGGGCCUGGGCCAGUGCCCUCCGGUACUACUGCUCGAUCACAAGCAGUCAUGCAAGCUGUCACCCCAGGGUAUCUUGUCUGCUCACCACAUGCUCAAGAAAAAUAUAUUAAGAAUUCCACGAAGAGGAGAGCUAAACAAAAACUGAAGCAAGUCUCUACAGUUUUCCACCACUCCUGCCAAGCAGAAUGGUAUUCCCUCAUCCCUAGGCUCAUCGAAUGUCUACUGGCAACUUCUCCUUUGCAACUAAAAGCCAGAUAUUGUAUUUUUUACAAGUCGGAGGCUUGUGAAAACCCUGCAUCAAGCAAGUUGAUCAGCGCCAUUUUUCCAACAGCGUUUGUUCAUUUCAUGUCUCUGUCACAUUUUGGUAAUUCUCGAAAUGUUUCAAGCUUUUUCACUCUUACUGUAUUUGCUAUGGUCACCUAUGAUCUUCGCUGUUACUACUAUUCUCAAUGGAAAAUUAACUUCUUGAACAAGUCCCUGCGAAAAGAUGUAAUGCCGAGCGGCGGUGGCUGCGGAAGCGACUCGGGCUGCGCGGACACGAGCGCCCCGGAGCCCGAGAGGAGCCGGUGGGGCCCGGACGGGAGGAGGAGCCGAGCGCCCGGGCAGCCCGCGGGACUGGCACUUACCGGGCCCCUCAACCCCCAGACUUUGCAACAGCAGCUGGAAGAGGAGGAGGAAGCUGGGGACCGAAACGAGGGAGGGGAUGAACAGCAGGACGCGCCCCCAGGCGAGGAGCCGGAGCCCAGGACCCGCGUCGGGGCGGCGGACGAACUGGUCCUGGACGUGCUGGGGCAGCGGCGCCCAAUCCCCGCCAAGAGACAAGUUUUUUGCUCGGUGUUCUGCGUGGAGAAUGACCUGCCCGAAGCCCCUACCGCGGAGCAGCUCCCACCGCCCGCGUCUUCACCUCGGGCUCCGCCGGUGACGAACGCUCCCAGCACCCCCUCCUCCUUCCCCAGCCCCCGGCUGUCCCUCCCAACAGACCCCCUGUCCCCCGACGGCGGCAGCAUCGAGCUGGAGUUCUACCUGGCGCCCGAGCCGUUCUCCGUGCCCAGCCUGUUGGGAGCUCCACCCUACUCUGACCUGGGUGGGGUAGGGGAUCCCUACGUGCCCCUCAUGGUGCUGAUGUGCCGGGUGUGCCUGGAAGACAAGCCCAUCAAGCCCUUGCCCUGCUGCAAGAAGGCCGUGUGCGAGGAGUGCCUCAAAGUCUACCUGAGCUCCCAGCCGAGCGGCGGUGGCUGCGGAAGCGACUCGGGCUGCGCGGACACGAGCGCCCCGGAGCCCGAGAGGAGCCGGUGGGGCCCGGACGGGAGGAGGAGCCGAGCGCCCGGGCAGCCCGCGGGACUGGCACUUACCGGGCCCCUCAACCCCCAGACUUUGCAACAGCAGCUGGAAGAGGAGGAGGAAGCUGGGGACCGAAACGAGGGAGGGGAUGAACAGCAGGACGCGCCCCCAGGCGAGGAGCCGGAGCCCAGGACCCGCGUCGGGGCGGCGGACGAACUGGUCCUGGACGUGCUGGGGCAGCGGCGCCCAAUCCCCGCCAAGAGACAAGUUUUUUGCUCGGUGUUCUGCGUGGAGAAUGACCUGCCCGAAGCCCCUACCGCGGAGCAGCUCCCACCGCCCGCGUCUUCACCUCGGGCUCCGCCGGUGACGAACGCUCCCAGCACCCCCUCCUCCUUCCCCAGCCCCCGGCUGUCCCUCCCAACAGACCCCCUGUCCCCCGACGGCGGCAGCAUCGAGCUGGAGUUCUACCUGGCGCCCGAGCCGUUCUCCGUGCCCAGCCUGUUGGGAGCUCCACCCUACUCUGACCUGGGUGGGGUAGGGGAUCCCUACGUGCCCCUCAUGGUGCUGAUGUGCCGGGUGUGCCUGGAAGACAAGCCCAUCAAGCCCUUGCCCUGCUGCAAGAAGGCCGUGUGCGAGGAGUGCCUCAAAGUCUACCUGAGCUCCCAGGUACAACUUGGCCAAGUAGAAAUCAAAUGCCCUAUCACAGAAUGUUUUGAAUUCCUGGAAGAAAGAACGAUUGUCUUUAACUUAACCCAUGAAGAUUCCAUCAAAUAUAAGUACUUCUUGGAACUUGGCCGUAUUGAUUCCAGCACCAAGCCAUGUCCUCAGUGCAAGCACUUUACAACCUUCAAGAAAAAAGGACAUAUCCCCACCCCUUCCAGAUCAGAAAGCAAAUACAAAAUCCACAUCCAGAGAACUGAAGGAUGUGACCAUAUGACCUGCUCACAAUGUAACACUAAUUUUUGUUAUCGAUGUGGGGAAAGAUACCGCCAGCUCCGUUUCUUUGGAGACCACACAUCAAACCUCAGUAUAUUUGGCUGCAAAUAUCGCUACCUCCCAGAGAGACCUCAUCUAAGGAGAUUAGUGCGAGGGUCGGUCUGUGCUGGAAAAUUAUUCGUUGCACCUCUAAUCCUGGUCUUGGGAUUAGCACUAGGGGCCAUAGCAGUUGUAAUCGGUUUAUUUGUAUUUCCUAUCUAUUGCCUUUGUAAAAAACAGAGAAAGCGAUCACGGACAGGAAUGCACUGGUAAAAUGCGGAUGGUUUCGUGGAACGAAGCUGGUGCGGGUAGGAGCCACACAGAAUGGCACGCUAAACACUGCGUCCCGUCCCAUCCCGUCCCGUCCUGUCCCCCUGUGGUUGUCUGCAGGCCACAACGCCUCUGGCUCUGGUGCAGUCUCUCCAUGGUAUCCUGAUUCCUUUCCUUACACAGUUUGCUGCUUUUAAAAAAAUGGUCACUUUCAUAGACUAUAAAUAUCUGUAUCAUAACUCUGACCUUCUUACUGGUUCUUGGAAGAAAAUAUUUUCAUUAAGAACCAGUUAUCCUCAGAAUUGUCUGAGCAUGCCUCUCCUGAGCGUUGUUUGGAUGGUCUUUGUACCUAACCCUCCUUCCAGGCCCUCUUCUGAGACGUGGGGUGAAUAGCUGAAAUCAUGCCACCUGUACAAACUAGCAAGGCCACUUUGCAGAAGACAAAAGCUCACCAUACGCACCUGUUUUUGUCUGUGGCCUGUGCAGUAUAAUUCCUUCAUCCUUCAGAUGCUAUAAUUGUUAAAAAUCUCAAUGCCCAAAAGGGAACUAGUGAAACAAAAUUAAUGAGAAGAAUCAUGAGUUACUGAAGUGUAUCUGUGCAGGGGUGUGAGCGUAUGUGUAUAUAAGUAUCUGUGUUAAAACUAGGUCCAAUAACCUUGUACUCAUCAAGUUCUAUGCCUCUACACUAUUUUCCAUAUUUUCAUAGACAUAUUUAAAGAUGAUCGUUCCUUUCUGGGCAUAUUUUGGUAAUGGACUGAAUUAAAGUCAAUGUAGACAACAGGCUAUUUUGAUGUUGACCCUUUCUAUUCCUUGCUCUCUCUCUCUGUUUCACACACAUGCACACACACAAGAAAUUUGUGCAAUGUCACUUCGAGGAUCACCAAACUUUAUUAAGUGACGAAACUGAUAGGCUGCUUUUAGGAAAUUCUCAAGACCAGAACGUUCAGUCUUUUCGGAUUUUUUAUAUUUUGGCAUACGUGCUUUACUAAAUGAACAAAUCCUUCAGACAGGAUUAGUUAAUUUAAAAAACAAAUUUGCUGUAGCAAGAACUGCUUAAGCCUUUAAACAAAUCACUGUUCUGCUAAUUUUUUAAUCAACUUGUAAUUAUAGAUAAUUCCGCUUUAGGUCAAGUUGUGAUAGUAUUGGAAACCCCAACCUCUUACCUCUUCUCUCUCUUUCUCGCUUUCUUUUUUAUCUUUUUUAAUCUGUUCCCAAGAUUUUCAUUUUAAAAAAUAGAGUUUUGAAGGGUUUUUCUUAUGUUUACUGCUCAAAUACUCUCAAACGUGUUGAUAUCUUCUUAUGGAUAGGGUAAUUUGUAAACACAGCUUUUUGUGUUCAUGGGUUUAUCUAAAAUAGAAACAACUUUUGGAAAAAUGAAGGAAAUAUCUUCAGGAAGUUUUACCAAACCGAGACGUCUUUAAAAAUAAGAAAAGGACAAGCAACUAAACUAUGUUAUUCCUUUGUUUUCAUCAUGGAAGUUCAUCAGCACAACGGAAGUAAAGACCGCUAAGAAGCCUGAAGUUUCCACUUGACUCCAAAUCCUUAAAAUUAACUAUCUGCAUAGAUGUAGCAUUUAUCUGUCAGCAGCCUUAUCUGAAUGGUAAUAAAUUCUGUGAUAAAACAUGCAUUAACAUGGAUAGUUUGUCUUGUUGGGCUCCGAAAUGGAAAAACAUUUAUCAUUUUUAUCAGACCUAAGAAGUCCAUGAUAGUGAAGGUUACUUGCAUGGAUAAUGAGCUAGCACACUUCCAUUCUUUCUGAAUAACACUCAGGCUAGCUAUACUGCAGUUUCUAGGCUAUUCUACAUUCAGUUAGAGGAGGGUGUGACAUUUAUGAUCCUACAAUGGCCUGUUUCUAAACCUAACACGAUGCAAGGAAAAGUGACGCUCUAAUUUCACAAAUUCAUCUUACCAUUCAUCCAUCCAGCCGACAAAUAUUUUUGAGUGCCUAUUCUAUGUGCUCUAGUAUUAAAACAAGAGAAUGAAAAUUUCUAUCCUAAAUCCAUGUAAUUCUGUCAUUAGAGUGCUUAAUUUUUGUAAAUUCAUUUUUUUCUGGACUUAGGUGUUAGUUCGACCAUAUGUGAAUGCGAUGAAUUCUAAAUCUAGUGGAUAUGCUUAUGUAUGAUGUGUAUGUAUAUGUAUAUGUAAAUAUACAUACACACAUAUCUAAUAUUUCCAUAGCUGCAUAUAAAUACAAAUGCCACAUGCAUAUAUACCAACUGGCUAAAUAAUAUACUCUCUGGUCUUAGAUAAUCUAUUUUCUUAGGUUAUUGCAUAUCUUGUCUUUGAUCUACUCAGGGAUUUUUAUUCCUUCCUUUGAAUAACUUAUCUUUUGGAGAUACUUUUAUAUUAUUUAGAAACGUUCCAAUUUUCCAGUUACAACGUGGUGUCUUUCAUCAGUGAAGACUCUUUCAUCAAUGCUUGAGAUACUGUACACAGUGUUGCACAGGCUUUUCAUUUUUCUGUUGCAUAGAUUUCUUAAAUUAAUGUAUGCAUUUUUCUCUUUCAAAGUUGGUAUAUAUUAGGCCUUUCCCUGAUGGUGACUUAAAGUAAUAAUUUGUGAAUGUUUUUACUAAGUGUCAUCAAGAUCUUAAAAAGAAAGAAGAAAAUAAGAAGGAUUAUUUAUAUGUUAGUGCCAACAAUGAAAGUUAAACAGUAGUAACUUUUGGGAUAAAUUCUAAAAGCUACAUUAGAAAAAGAAGCGUACACAUAAAAUAAGUAUCGUUCUAUCCAAAGCUUGUCAUUUUUUUAUUGUAAAUGUAAUAUAUACUCCUUUUAAAAAAAAUGAAACCAUAUAGAAUUAUAAAAUACAAAUUCAUCUGCUCCACCCCACCCCUUAUUUUCUAGGGGUAACCACUGUUAAUGUUUUGAUAUAUGUCCUUCCAGAAACUUUGUGCAAAUAUACAAGUGUGUUUGUAUAUGUUCGUGUGUAUUAGUUUUAUACAAAUAGAACAGUAAUCUUAAUGUCCUGUGACUAUUUUUCAUUUUAUUACACAUUAGUAGAUGCCUUUCCAUAAGUGUUUAAAUAGAUUUACCUCAUUCUUUUGUAAAUUACUACAUAUUCCAUUAUGGGGCUAUACUUUACUUAAUGAGUCCCUAUUGAAUGGACAUCGAGAUUGUUUUUACUUCUCUAUUACAAAGCAUCAGUGAAGAUCUUUUACAUAUAUUUUUAUCACUUUAUGUACACAUUUCCAUAACUUUCAAAAUUUGUUUUUUAUAAGAUAUUUUAAUAAAAUUUUAACGCUUUUUCAGUGAAUGAGAUCGUAGAGAUGCUAUAUUUGAGACCCUUUUCUUGGCGAAAAAGAAAGACCAUGUAGGAGUUUUAUGUAGGAGUUUUUAAAGAAAAGCAUCUUUUGCAGGAUAAUUUCCCCCCUUGCUUGAUUAGCCAAAUAGAUAUGUGGCCAAAACGUAUAAAGGAAAGUCCAUCUUAUUCCAAUAAAAAAAAAAAUGCAAUGAGAUGUUUCUAAGAUAAUGUGAGACGUCUACAAGAUGUCUGUAAGGGACACUGAUAUUUGGAUUGCCUCAUUUUAAAAUUUGAGGGAUUUAAAGCAAAUAGCUAAACUGAUAAUGUCUGUCACAUUUUUUUAAACACUAUCCAUGUUCAUGCAUGUUGCACCACAAAGGAACUUAAUUAUGCCAUUGUGAAAAAUAGGAAGCAUAUGCUGGAAAUUAUGAAUGACCACAAUUGCCUACAAAAAAUAAAUUUGACUAUUUGUAAGGUUUGGUAGUUUGUUGGAAUGCUCAUAAAUUUGAAAUCACAUGAAACAUUCCUUUUACAACGAAUCCCAGAAGUUCCCUAAGACCUCUAUGUGGAGCUAAGAAGAGGAGAGGGGUCAAACCUUUUGGUACAAGCAACAACCUGUGGCCACCACCUUGAUCUUCUGCUAGGUGCUAUUGAUCCUAAAGGUAGAACAGACAGGAAAACAAUCAAAGAUUAUUAAACACAAUCUGAUCACAACCUGUUCUCUUUCAUUGUGCUUGCUUGGCUGUGCCUGUCUGGAAAUUCCCUGUCCUGUGCCACCCAUCAUCUCUUGACACCCAAGCCCCCAGCUGAGCCUUUCGCAUUCAGUCCUACCACCCAAAUGACCCCUGGGUCCCCUAAAAUACCAUCAGACCCCUGUCAUCUCGUCCAGUCCCUGGUGACUCUCCCCAACCUGGUUUUUCUCCACUCCUCUGAUAACUCUAAUUAGCUCCUCUUCACUGCAAAAGAGGAGCAGGAACGGGACAGGUGAAAAGCUCACUCUGGCAUGGGCAAAGCACUGGUAUUCCUUCCUGAACUUUGUCAAAUUCAAGUACAUCUGCCAAGACGUUGAUCCAUCUUCUCCCUUGUUAAACAUUGCAGUUGUUUGUAACAUUAGACUUUAGGCUGCCUGUUAAAUUUAUAAUUAUAGAAAAAGCUAGUGGCCUAAAUGAGAGUAAUUGGUAUGCUUCUUUUAGUAUGAAUUUCUUUUAAAAAAUCAUGCCAAAAGCCAUUUUAUUUUUCAAUUUUAGGAGCAAACUGCACAUUUGCCUUAAUGUGAGUCUUCACAUUGGAUUACGUGCUUAUCUUUUCAUAUCUAUAGGUGAAAUCUAUCCCAGUUAUUGAAAGUAAUUUUUCUUGUGGUCAGCUUCAUUGUUUUGUGUUAGUGUCUAUUAUAAAUAGAGCCUUAAAGUGAAAUAAUGCACUUUAAAAUACUUGUGCCAUUUAAGUAAUUCAACAGAAUUAAAGAAAAGGUUGCAUAUAUUUUGAUGGAGACAACAGAAUAACAGUAUUAGUAAAUAUAUGUCACCUGUAAAUUUGGGGAGGGGGGAGGAGAGGGUAGAAAUCAGAGCUGAAAAUUUAAAGCAAGUAAAACAUACCCGAAAAAAAUGUAGCUGAGUUUCCGAAAAUUACAGUAAUUCUAAAAAUUGAUAUCAGCUCAAACAUAACAAGUAAUUAAUGUUACCUUAGUAACCUAGCUGGAAUGUUUGUUUAAAAUAUUAAGUUAAUUUCUACCGCAUUUUAACUGCAUUUUCAUUUUUCAUGAAAUCUAUAAAAGGAAUUCCACUGGCUAGAAACACAGUAAAUCAAAACUAUCACCAACAGCCAGUUUGAGCAUGACUUUUUUAACAUUCUUAUAAUUUAAUUACGAUCUUCUUCCUCUGGAAAAUAAGUUGCAAAAUCCCAUUUUUAAUAUAUACAUCUACAAUUAUGUAAAAAAAACUGAAAUAACUUUAGAGAAGCAUUAAUACAUGGUCUGAACAAAAUCAGAGUUCCAAAAAUUGGGGUGUCUUCAGGAUUGUGAAAUGUUACCUUUUCAGUGCAAACCAACGAUGCAAAUCUUUAAAGGAGAAAUGCGGUAGAACUCAUUUAUAACUCUGGUUUUGAGGAUAGGGCUAAUACUCAUUUCAUAGCCAACUCUUAUGUGGGACUGCUACUGGACAUCCCUGUUCUGAGAGUAGUACUUUAGCUGACUUUAUCCAAAUCCAAGAAGCAGAGAGUCGCGUAGUGUGAGACUUGUAAUUAAUUGUCUGUUUGGGGCAUUAGCUGAAGCCGUCAUGUAUCACAUACUUUAGAUCCCCGUACAGAGUGCCAAGUGUAGAAGCAUGUAACUAUCUGUAUCAUGAACUGUAUUCUUUUUUUCACUAAAAUAGUGACUGUUUUGAGAAUAACAAUAUGACUUACAAGGUAAAAAAUUAUUUUUUUAAAUACACAAAAUAUUGCCACUGCCUUUUUUUUGGCCACUUUCUUUUGCCUUAAGAAAGAAAUUUCUUUAGGUAUAUUUAACUCCGUAUCACUUAGAUUAUACAGACUCAUUGGCAUAGAAAAUAUUUUGUUUUUCAAGUUUAUCCCACAUUUUUUUCACUUUUUUCAUCGAUACUAAAUGACUUUCUUCCCUGUUUUUGAAGUAAUGCUCAUGUACUUCAGCAUCCCGUUCCCGUUUUCUUUAGAUUUCCUAGUUAUCUUGCUUUUUCCCUCUUCUGUCCCCUUCCCAUCUUGGCCAGCUGUGGAUUAAAUUCCGUCUCACCAUUGACUCGUCGACUAAUGAAAUGAAAUUCAAAUACUGAAAGGACUCCAUAAUUUGGCUCUGGUAGUGAACAUCAUUUACCUUGGCUUACUUUGUAAAUUGAAAUGUGUGAGGAGUACCUGGUACACUGCCCCUCCUCUUGAUAGGAGUUGGAUUACCCUGCCCAGCCCCUCUGACAAGAAAUAAAAUGAAUGAGAAGAUAUCAGUUGGAUCAGAGAGCCUAAUAAUACUCUGAGACCAAGCUUCAGAAAUUGCUUCAUGAAUAUUGUAAAAUCAGUGUUGUGUUUGCCUAUUAGUUGGACAGAAAGCACGUGUGGAUAUUCAUCCAACCUGAUCCCAAAUCAUUCAUGAUUCAUCCAAAAUUGCCACAUGUCUGGUGUUCGAUCUUUGUGUCAGCAAAAAGUCCUACAGCUUGGACUUGGGGCUGGAUUUAUGUGGUGUAGCAUUUGUAUAUAAGAUUUGACCAUGGAUUCAUACUCUGUGAACAUUAUUAGACAUUUUGAUAAUAUAAAGUAGUAACGUUGAAUGUAACUGACAUUAGCCUUAUUCUAGAGAAACCAUCUGUCAUUUGCAAAUGUUCAACAUUUUCAGUGAUACCAUUUAGGCAUAAGUAACACUCAAGAUAUAUUUAGCAUAGGUUUGGUAUAUGAUAUGGAACAACCUAAGGGAAAGUCAAACUUGGGUGUUAAAGGGCCCCAGAAAUUGCUGAAAUAAUGUCAUUGCAGGUUUUUCCUUACAGCUGACAAACUGUGCUGUUGGUCUUCAGUUUCCUGGAAGGGGUUCACCACAUGCCCCAGGUAGGGAAAUAGUCUCAAUAAUCCAGUAAAUUCUCAAAAAUAAUAUCUUUUCAUUAACAUAUUCCUUCCUCUAUGUCCAAAUAUACUUUUACUGAUCCUUUCAAGUAAACACUAGCUAAAUAUUUUAUAUAUUUGAAUAUUUUUAGUUUAUAGAAAAUUAGCAUGCUUUAUAAAGAAAAUUCUAGAUAAAUCAUCAUGAGUUUUUAUCAGCUGACUAUAAGCCCCUUCCUUAAGGCCUUUUUUUUUUAACUUCCAUAUGACAAUACCUUAAUUUUGUUAUUUUUGAUCAUUUUCAUCAUAAUUAAAAUUCUGUAUUUGGCAUUGAAAAGAGUAGACCAACCUUAUAUUUCUUAUGACACCGAGAAGAGUAAUUGGUUUAUAGAUAUACAUUACCAUUUACCUUGACAAGAACAACUUAACAGAUUUUUAAUGUAAAAAUUAAUUGACAACCUUAUUGUUUAUUUGAAAUCAAUUAUUAAUAAGUAGUAAAUUCUGAGAGAUCAAAGAAAUAAUUUUGUGUAGAAGGAACACAAAAACAGUGUAAUUAAAACUUAACACAUUAUAAAGAAACCACAAUGGUUAGUUGUUUUGUUUUUAUUUUAAACAAAAUUUGGCAUAAGAUAUAUUCAUGAAACAGAUAUAUCUAUAUGUAUGUAUACCUGUUGCAAAACUGUGGGACAAUUAAAUGAUUCACGUUCUCUUUUUUCACAGAGUGUAAAAUGCUAAAAAGAAAUACAUUUGAGUGUUUAAUCUGUUAUUGCUGUAUAUUCAGAAAUUUUUUGUUUUCUGCAAAAUUUGUAACCAAUUUCCAAGUAAUAUAAAUUACAAUAUUUCUCAUGUUUAAAAUAAGCCUAGCUGAAAAGAGAUUUUCUUUUUUAAUGACAUUGGAAAAUAUGUACGUGAUUUUGUUUUUUAACUUUUUCUACAUUUCAUUGGCCAUACUAUUAACUUUGGUAUUCAUAAAACUAUGUAGAGGGAACUAUUUUGACUAUAUUUUUUAAAAAGAGGCAGUAGAAAUAAAAUGAGAAAAUAGAUGAUAAUAUUAUGUAGAAAUCUCUGAAAGAAAAUUGGAAAGGAAGAAACAAAUUCCAUUGGGUUGAAAAUGUUGGAAAAUAGGGAGUAUUCAAAGACUUUAACUUCUUACAUUGUUAGAGUAAUCAACUUAUUUCCAAAUGAUUAUUUCAUGCUGUUGGUUCCAUGAAUUGUGCUUUUAGUAUAAUUUAUAAUUUCCCCUACCAUUUUAGUGUUUAAAUACAUUAAUUACUGAAAAGAAAGGAAGGAAUUGAGGAAUAAAAGUCAGGGGAAACUGGGUUUAUUCCUAUUUUCCAAUAGCACUAAUGUAUACUUCUUUAACCUUCCAUAUGGUGCUUUGUGUGAUGAGAGUAUAUAACAUUUAUAUAUGUUAUUAGUGCCUUAUUUUUUUUUUCACUUGACUUUAUUUCUUACCUAAAGAGCCAUAUAUUUUUUGUGAGUGUUCCUUGGCCCCUAUAUUUAAAGUGCUGAUGAGACAGUGUAUCUUUAGAGGUAUAUAUAGGCUGCAUUUAACCCACUGUAUUAUCCCUGGAACAGCAGGUUAGCCAAUAUUUUUUUCUUAAAUUCGGUGUUUAUUUUUAAGCUAAAGAAUAAAAAAAAGGAUAUUAAACACCAUAAUGUGAAGCCAUUGUUAUUGAAAUGUACUUUUAAGCUGCAAAAAAGAGUGCUGAUCUUCAAAAUUUGAAAUGGAAGUUGGAAUGGCUGUCAGUCUUUUUAGCUCCAAUGAGGACAAAAUUACUUUACAAAAAGCAUUAAAAAUAACGGUAAAUAUAUGGACCUUCAAGAAUUUGAUCUGUUUCCUACAACUCGUCUUUAGCAAUAUGUUAUUUGUAACCCACCUCCACACAGAUGCUGAAGAACCAUGGUGUUUGCUAUUUACAUGUAAUUAUUUAUUCACAGUGGGCUUUAUCGAUACCAAGAUAUCUUGUACAAUGUUAUUUUGCUCUUCUUGGUCUUUGCCUUUUGUGUUAGCUUUAUAUAAAAAGUUGGGUUUGUUGUAUUGUUUAUGUACCAUAGUAUGUAAUUCAACUUUUCCUGAUGAAUGUAUGAUGAAUAAUUAAAAUAAAUCGUGUGCUUAGAAAAGACAAAGACACAGGUUGUAUAUGAAAAUAUGUGUACAUAUUUGACAAAGAAAAAAAGAGGAAAAGAAUCUUCCUGCCAACAGAUAUGUCCUGCUGGACGGGACCUGGAAAUUAACAGAUUUUUUUUUAAGCAGUGAAAUUUAAAAAUCUAUUACCUCAAGAAUUGUCCGUGGAUAUGUGUUGGUGUACUGCUCGUUGUUAGCAAAUACAAUCUCCCUUGCUGCUGGCAGUAAAAACAACCCAAGUGUCAGAUCACACAAAUUUUAGGGGCAAAUCUUUCAAAAGGUGGAUACCUUACGAUAUUCUGGAGUCUAAUUCUGGACUUUCGGUAUGUCCCUAUGGCCUUUUGUUGUGGUUGGGCUUUUUCUUUUUUUUUUUUUUAAUGUUUUUGGUUGGUUGUUUUAGAAUGGAAGGGUAAUCUUAACUGUGAGAUCAGAUCUCAUGGAAGGAUAUAAUGUCACUCUACUCGGAUGAAAACUGUAAUGGGAAUCAACUAUUUUUAUUGUCACUGUAUGAGCUAUUGUACGGAUUCCUGUGGAGUGCUGUUUACUCGCAUGAUGCGUGUGAUACAUCAUGCAACGUCAUCUAGCAAUGCCUAAUAAAAGUUUUUAAAAGAGAA